Molecule: messenger RNA, 1013 nt
Organism: Impatiens glandulifera
Lineage: Eukaryota; Viridiplantae; Streptophyta; Magnoliopsida; Ericales; Balsaminaceae
Exons: 3
Coding region: 124-861 (245 amino acids)
Molecular function (GO): protein binding
Source: RefSeq, a predicted model, not a curated record
CCACUGAUCCAUUUGAACCUAAUUUUAAUCAACUACAAAAAAAUAAAUAAAACCUUUCUCUCUCUUUCUGAUCCCCAAAACCUCAGUCAUCUUCUCCGGCGAAUUUCCUUCCAUUUUCCAUCAAUGAAUCUUCAGCUUAAUCGUCCAUCUUCACCUUACAAUUCCUUGUAUCAAUCGGAGCUUCGUCUCAUUUCUCCAUCAUCAUCAUCGUCGUCGUCUUCUAAGCUCAUACAAUGUUUCAGUAACGCAACCAAACUUACUUUCUCGCCUGAAUUCAAACGAAUUCGUCACCCAGCAUUCCUAAGGAAACCGUUACAAGUGUUACAAGUCAAGAGUGAAGAAGACUCCAAAGAAAUCACAACCACAGGCGAAAGCAUCUUACUAAACGAACAAUCACUCGAACACCAACUCCAGAUCGCAGUACAAGAAGAAGACUACGCCAAAGCAGCUAAACUAAGAGACCGUCUCCGCAUUCUCCAAGAAGAUACAGUCGCAGCUGUUUUAGCAGCAAAUGCUAGAUUCUAUAACUCGUUUAGAACCGGGGAUUUGGCUGCAAUGCAAGCUCUUUGGGCGAAGAGGGACAAUGUUUGCGUUGUUCACCCGGGUGUAAGUGGGAUAUCGGGUUAUGAUCUUGUGAUGGGUAGUUGGGAGUUUGUUUGGGCUGAUUAUGAUUUCCCGUUGAAGAUUGAUACUAAAGAAGUUCAAGUUCAUGUUAGAGGCGAUAUGGGUUAUGUUACUUGCAUUGAGAUGGUGAGGACUAAAGGGAAGACUUGGGGGAGACAGUUUGCGACUAAUGUGUUUGAGAGAAUUGGCGGGCAAUGGUUCAUUUCUAUUCACCAUGCUUCUUAUAUCGAUAUCUGAUUUUCGUUUCAUUCAAUUCAAAUCCGUAUUGGAUGUAUGUAUGUACUACAUUUCGAUUGCUUUCUUCGUGCUAGUUUUUGUAUCAAAAGGUUAAUAAUGGUUUGAAUUGAGAUGAAAUAUGGAAAAAAAAAACUAAACGUAGAUUCUCAUUA